This is a messenger RNA of Anguilla anguilla (European eel), 1805 nucleotides long. It is a transcript of the gene ppp1r14bb, whose product is annotated as protein phosphatase 1, regulatory (inhibitor) subunit 14Bb. The transcript has 4 exons. The coding region runs from base 934 to 1317 and encodes 127 amino acids. Lineage: Eukaryota; Metazoa; Chordata; Actinopteri; Anguilliformes; Anguillidae. The record is from RefSeq and is a predicted model, not a curated record. Gene Ontology annotation, biological process: regulation of phosphorylation; innate immune response. Gene Ontology annotation, cellular component: cytoplasm. Gene Ontology annotation, molecular function: protein serine/threonine phosphatase inhibitor activity.
UAGCAAGUCAUAUUUCAGGAAGAUAUAUAAAUCUUGAAAAGGAAAUCUUGAAAACAGGCUUUUUAUUUGAGAAUUAUGUAAAGCGUCUUCUAUCGUUGUGCGUAGGCGUCUUCUAUCGUUCUGAAAUUUGUUUUUACUAUUCUGUUUUAAGGGAUGUUGUGCAUGACUCUGCUUGGGGGGGUGGAGGAGGAGGGAGUCACAGAGUAGCAUUUAGAGAGCGAAGAGGCACAGGAGGAAGAGAAGAGGGGAAGAGGAAAGACAAAAAGAGACGGAGUAGGAGCGAGGUUUUAAGUUAGGAAAUAACAAUAGCCUAUUUAUAUAUAUUUUUUUACCAUACGUUGCCUAUUAAACGGUACAAAAUAACCAGCAUAUAUCUAUUAUUAUUCCUUUGCAUUUUAAUGUAGCGUGGCAAGUUGUUCACCGUUCAUUCAAAGGAGCAAACUAAAUCUGCAAGCUCAGAAAUACAAACCUUUCCAGCAGUUUUUUCUUUUUUUACUCAAGGCAAAGGAAAGCACGAGGCUGGAAAAUAUUCCCAAACAAGAUAAACACUUGCGGACCACUUUUUAAACGUAUAACUAAAAGGAAAAGCAACGGAAAAAUACAUAUUUCACAAGGUUCAACAUAUUGUUAUUAUCGUUUAACUGGUUUUUGUUUUUUGCGUACUGAACAACCUGAAGCUUAUUAUAGCCUAUAUUCUUUGAGACAAAAUAAAAAUAGCGCAAGAUUUUUGUAUAUUUUUUACAAGAUUCAUAGUAAAAUAUUCACAGCACACAAAUAUUCACAAUUGACAAAUAUCAUGCAAGUUUGUAAGAAGGGGACAAUAGCAGAUCGCAUUGUUACAUUUUAAACCGCUCACUGCAACUAGAAACGGAUAAGAAAUAUUGUGUAGCCUAUAAAUUAACACUCGGUGCUUCCUGAAGAUAUCGGGGGACUAUGGCGGCGGUAACGAGCCCAGAAUCAAGCCCACAACCUCGGGUAUAUUUCCAAACGCCUCCCGGUACCAACGAAACUGAACCCCCAGUACGGAAACAAGGACGAGUGACCGUGAAAUAUGACCGAAAAGAACUGAGAAAGAGACUGAACCUGGAAGAAUGGAUUAUUGAUCAGCUAACGGAUCUAUACGACUGUGAGGAGGAGGCGAUCCCAGAGCUGGAGAUCGAUGUGGAUGAGCUUCUGGACAUGCCCAGCGAUACAGAUCGGGCCUCCAGAGUUAAGGACUUGCUGGUAGACUGCUACAAACCUACUGAUGACUUUGUGGCUGAGCUCCUGGACAAGAUACGAGGCAUGCAGAAACUCAGCACUCCCCAAAAGAAAUAAGAGCUCGCCCCCUUGACCCCCAGCUUCCCACAGUUCUGUGCCCCGGGCAGGCAGCAGGGUGGGCUUGCUCAGCAGCACUUCCCACAAUCCCUCUGUGCUGGGUGGAAGGAAGUGAGGAGCCUUGCCAGUCAGAUUCUUACAGCAGGACAGCAGGGUUGAUUUGCUUCCAGUCUCUUUUUCUUUUGUUUUGCGGGUUUGAAGUGUGUGCAUAUUAUCUUAUCUUACCUAUCUCUAUAUAUCUACAUGCUAUACAUAUGCGUAUGUGUAGUGUGGUACAGCGAUAUUAGGAUGUGUUAUAACGGGAACUGGUUCCUGUCGGAAAUAUGGAUGCAGUACUGUACUGUGUGCAGUCCUUCGUAUUAGACCCAGCUAUGAUGUUCGGUGUGUUAUAGUAGCACUCAUAAGCAGAGGGACGAGAAUGAAGCGGCCUUGUUUUUAUUUAUUUUUUUCUUCUUUUUCGGAUUUCAAGAAGUAAAGGGCUUCCUAGA